This is a messenger RNA of Oryza brachyantha (malo sina), 1676 nucleotides long. RefSeq names its product exosome complex component RRP41 homolog. Lineage: Eukaryota; Viridiplantae; Streptophyta; Magnoliopsida; Poales; Poaceae. The transcript has 12 exons. The record is from RefSeq and is a predicted model, not a curated record. Bases 425 to 1153 code for a protein of 242 amino acids. Gene Ontology annotation, biological process: U4 snRNA 3'-end processing; rRNA catabolic process; nuclear mRNA surveillance. Gene Ontology annotation, cellular component: cytoplasmic exosome (RNase complex); nucleolus; nuclear exosome (RNase complex).
ACCACCCCAAUACCCUAAUCCCCACUCCCCGCCACCCAGUUCCAAGCAACGCAGGCGCAAGCAUCUCUGCAAGCAGGAGGCAGCGGCCGGCCGGCCAACGGCGGGCGCGCGCCGCGGCGAGGCGACGGGCGACGGCAGAAGCUGCGGAGGCGGCUGGAGUGCGUGCGGCGCGCGGCGCGCGGCGCGGCAGGGAGGUCGGCGGACGGCGGAGGCGGGCAAGCGGCGCGGCAGGGAGGCCGGCGGGCAGCGGGGGGCGGCAGGGGCGCAACCGCGCUGGGCAGCCAGUGGGCGGCGCCUAGCUAGGCGACAGCCGGCAGGCGCUCAGGCGAGCCGCUUCUAGCGGCGGACGGCGCAGGCUGCAGCAGAUCCGCCCCUGUCCCUCUCGCAUCCUCCCCGGCGGGGCUGGUGACGGGAUCGUCCGGCGAUGGAGCACGUGAACCCUCUCACCGGCUUCCGCGUCGACGGCCGGCGCCCCAACGAGAUGCGGCAGCUCAAGGGUGAGGUGGGCGUCGUUGCUAGGGCCGACGGGUCGGCAAUGUUCGAGAUGGGCAACACCAGGGUUAUUGCCGCUGUCUACGGCCCUCGAGAGGUCCAAAACAAAGGUCAACAAGUCAGCAGCAAAGAGGCUUUGGUGCGUUGUGAGUAUAGGAUGGCAGAUUUUAGUACUGGGGAUCGAAGGAGAAAGCCAAAGGGUGACAGGCGAUCAACAGAAAUUUCACUUGUUAUCCGGCAAACAAUGGAGGCAAGCAUUUUAACACAUUUAAUGCCACGUUCACAGAUUAAUAUAUUUGUCCAAGUUCUUCAAGCUGAUGGUGGUACAAGGGCUGCAUGCAUCAAUGCUGCAACACUAGCACUUGCAGAUGCUGGGAUUCCCAUGCGAGACAUCGUUACAUCUUGCAGUGCUGGUUAUCUGUGUUCUACUCCUUUGCUCGAUCUAAAUUAUAUAGAAGACAGCGCUGGAGGUCCAGAUGUCACUGUUGGCAUUCUUGCAAAGAUGGACAAAGUUACUCUUCUGCAGAUGGAUGCAAAAUUACCAAUGGAUACAUUUGAAACUGUAAUGGAACUUGCAAUUGAAGGCUGCAAAGCUAUUGCAAAAUACAUCCGAGAGGUGCUAUUGGAGAACACAAAACGGCUGGAGUGCCAGCGUUGUUAGUUAAAGCUCGCAGGUGAAGCCCUCUUCUAUCGAGCUGCCUUUGACUGGUUUUCUGAUAAUCAGGUUCCUUAGGGAUUCAAAGAUUAAUGGUGUCAUCCAAAUACAUAAUGAAGAUAACCAACACAUCACCCGAAUUCGACCUAUGCUGAUUAAGAACAGUUUCUUUGCCAUAUAUUUGCCAUCGGUUUCAAAAUUAUGUGGAGCUGGAGGUUGCAAAAUUAUAUUUGCCAACUGUUUAAAUUAUUCCAUGGCAUUUCCUGGUCAAAUAGUACAAAUCCAAUAUGGAGUUAUUUGAUCAUUUUCUGACGUACUUGCUAUCUGAGUGUUCAUACCAGUGAUGAUCAAGUCUCACGUGUUCAAGUGUUAUCUUCAUUAUAAAUUGCGUCAUUCAUGCUAUCACGUAAUUAUCAGCCAUUGGAUAAAAGUCUCAAUCUGUCAAUGUCACGACCCAAAGUCUCAAUUUAUUUGUGAAGGGUACUAGGCAGGAUGUGGAGUUUUCAGACCAAAAGUACGGUUCCAUUUA